AUGGCGGAGAAACUAGAAGAUGCGAUAAGAAAGUUUGCCCUUUCAGAUAAAGAACUGGAAAGUACUGACCUUGGAGGUGAAGAGUUAGAUGGAGGUAUUCAAGAAUGUCAGUUAAGUUUGGUGGGGAGAAUUAAAGGGGAGAAAGUGGUGAAUUUUGUUGGAGUUAAGAACUUUGUGAACUCAGCUUGGGGGUAUCCAAGGAAUCUGAGGAUCAUAGAAUUGGGUCCAAACAUAUUUCAGUUUUAUGUUCCAAAUAAAGAGGACAGAGAUAGGAUAGUAGGAGGUGGACCGUGGGUCAUGGACAAUCAAAUGCUGGUGAUGAAACACUGGUUUGAAGGUAUAGAGGAAGACAUAUCUGCUUUUGACCUGGCACCUCUCUGGGUCCAAGUUUGGAAUCUACCAGUACACUGGAUAACAAAAGAAGCGGGGUGGAAAAUUGGUUAUGUAUUUCAGGAAGUAAAGGAUGUUCUAGUGCCUCAAGUUGGAGGGAAGGAAGGUAGACACUUAAAGCUAUUAGCGGUACUAGAUACUUCCCUACCUCUACUCAGGGGAUCGACAGUUAAAGUUAAUGGAGCUCUAAAAUGGUUGAACUUCAGAUAUGAGAGAUGUCCAGAAUUUUGCUACAAGUGUGGAGUAAUUGGACAUGGAGAAAAGUCAUGUAAGGAAGUAAUACAGAUUUGCAAAGGGAAACAGGAACAUCAGUACGGUCCUUGGCUGAGAGCCAAUACAGGGAAAUCAUCACCCCAAAAGGAACAACAGAAUAGGUAUAACUCUGAGAAGAAUCAUUGGGGCUUUAAAGAUGGGGAGAUGGUUUUGUUAAAUCCUAAGGAAAAGGGGAAUAUGAAAUAUAGUCAAAAAGACUUUAUGCCAGGGAGAAAGGAAGUCAAUAGGAAGGGUAAUGAAGAGGAACAGACAAGUAGGGAAAAGUCCAAAGAGGUUGGAGGAGAUGAGGUACAGCAACAAAGAGUUGAAGAUAACUGCAGUAUAGAGAAAAUGUAUAGCUUCAAUUCAAACAGCAGCAAAAGUCAGAAGGAAAGUUGUUCCAGAGAAGCUUCAAAAAUCCUCAUUGGGGGAAAGAGCAACAGUGUUCUUGAAGAAGGAAGGAUGAGUAUAUCUGAGGAGGUAGAGAAUCAUGGGAAGAAUAAGGGUGAAGUGGAGAGAAAUGGACUUGAGCAAAUAGCACAGGAGCUAAUGCAAGUAACAGUAGUGGAGGAAGAUUCUAGUAGACUUGAAACAGCCUUAAUGCAAAUUGAUCCAGGAUCUUCUGACGUGGGUUCAAAGGCUGCCUAG
Coffea eugenioides is the source of this 1290-nucleotide messenger RNA. RefSeq lists its product as uncharacterized. Lineage: Eukaryota; Viridiplantae; Streptophyta; Magnoliopsida; Gentianales; Rubiaceae. The coding region runs from base 1 to 1290 and encodes 429 amino acids. Gene Ontology annotation, molecular function: zinc ion binding; nucleic acid binding. The transcript has a single exon. The record is from RefSeq and is a predicted model, not a curated record.